Hansenula anomala is the source of this 624-nucleotide messenger RNA. RefSeq names its product Kei1p (gene KEI1). The transcript has 2 exons. Gene Ontology annotation, cellular component: Golgi membrane; inositol phosphoceramide synthase complex. Gene Ontology annotation, biological process: inositol phosphoceramide metabolic process. Gene Ontology annotation, molecular function: inositol phosphoceramide synthase regulator activity. The record is from RefSeq and is a predicted model, not a curated record. Bases 1 to 624 code for a protein of 207 amino acids. Lineage: Eukaryota; Fungi; Ascomycota; Saccharomycetes; Phaffomycetales; Wickerhamomycetaceae.
AUGUCACUGAUUAACAAACUGCCAUUGCCGAAUCAAUUUCUUGGUGUACUUCCCCUAUACAUUGGAGUCGAAUUAAUCUUGGGUAUUGCAAUCCUCAACAAAUUAUCAGGGCUUUAUGGUAUUUUAUCAAUCUUCACAGGACACCCUUUAGAUUUAGUCCAAUGGUUAUUAUACAUCACUUCAAUCUUGAUAGUGCCCUGUUAUGCUAUUGGAUUUAGACAUAUUCAAAAACCUAAAAUUUUAGAAUUUGCACCAAUUUUAGUAUUAUACACUAUUGAUAGUUUGACUAGUUUAGGGUUUAUUGUUUGGUUUUUAGCAGAAUGGUUGAUUAAUGAAGAUGUCAAGAUUGAAAAAAUUGAAGGUGAAGAUUAUUCAAAAAGUGCAAGUCAAGGUUAUGAAUAUGGAUGGAUUUUUUUAACAACUAUUGGUAUUAACGUUUCAAGAGUUUAUUUUAAUUUAAUUUUGUUAAGUUUUUAUAAAAAAUUGAUUAGAUUUAAUAAAUUACAAGGGAUUGAAACUUUACAAAAUGGGGAGGAAUUAGAUUUGAAGAAUCAAUAUUUUUGGGUUAGAUGGAAUUAUAAAUUUCAAAAAGCUAGUUAUAAUUUUUUGAAGAAUAAGAUAUAA